AUGUACACGUUAAUGCUUGUCGUAAAUGUGACCGUAGAUGGACUUGUGAGAAUGCCUUCGAAUUUCAAUCACGGUAGGCAUAUAAAUAGAACUGCCUGUUGGUCUGGCCAUUCAGUAUGGCAAACGGCGACUUCUAUGUUAAAGCCCAAGGAUCCCACCAGGGGUUUCUACAGGGAAUAUGGGUACCACCAAAUUUGCACGAAUUUUUUGGACCUGGUAAGCAUAAGUAUCGUAGAGCCAUUCGUAUACCAGCCAAAUAUUUUUCCAAGUAUCUCUUGUCAACUGUCACACUCGCUGCCAAAAACGUCAGGCUAUUGGUUAUGCACUACUUGA
Kuraishia capsulata CBS 1993 is the source of this 333-nucleotide messenger RNA. RefSeq lists its product as uncharacterized. Bases 1 to 333 code for a protein of 110 amino acids. The record is from RefSeq and is a predicted model, not a curated record. Lineage: Eukaryota; Fungi; Ascomycota; Pichiomycetes; Pichiales; Pichiaceae. The transcript has a single exon.